AUGAAUAAUUAGUACAUUACAAAAAUUGUCUCUAAGGAAGAGGAUGAUUACGACGAAGAAUUAAGAUUUUGGAUCUCGAUAAAAUCAGUGAUUAUAAUGAUGAUGAUCUGAAUCUGGUAAUUUACAAUUUGCAUUCUCUAGACAAACCAAAACGAUCAUAAUAAGGUAUAACAUCAUCCACGUACAAUGAAAUUCUGCCAAACUCACUCAUUAAUAAAAAAGAGUACCAUCAAAAAAAUGAGUAUUAUUUUAAUUUUUAUGGAUUAUUUCAAAUACUGUCCAUGGGAUGGAUAUCGCUUCUCAGAAAAUGAUGUUCAAUGUUUCAUUUGUAGACGACCCAAGUAUUAGCUGACUGUAAUGUGCUUAUAUUUAACCUAAGUCUUACAUCUAGGAAGAAUAAGAACAAAAGAAAUGGGAAAAAAUAUUGUAUGAAAAACAACCUUAUGAUGACAAUUAUAUUGAUGAAACAUUUCUUCAAAGCGUAUAAAAACAAGACAACACUAACAAUGGACCUGAUUACAAACAACUCAUCAGCAAGACUUCAGAUUUAAUUUUUGCAGUCAAUUGUGUUGUAUUCUAUCUUUUGAGUUAUUUCUUAAUGCUACAUGAUAUGGUCAAUGAUUAGUUAUAACUCUACUUUUGGCUAGCCGCUGCAAUCACUUGUUUGAUCAUGUUUUCUGUAGUCAAGAAAAUGAAGACCUUGGAAAUAUUAAGCAAUUUUAAGAGUAUUGGAAUUUAUAUUUCGAUUUUGUUACUAUUUGCACCUGUAAUGCAAACAGUCAAUCAAACCUAUGCUGAUAAUACUAUAUAUGUACUUACAAGUGUGGCAAUCCUAAUUUACAUAUUUUUAAAGGAUUAUGAUUACGAAAAGGAUUUCACAGAAUUGGAUGUCUCAUAAUGGGCAUCAUUGGUGUUUUCCAGUUUGUUGGCCUCGAGAUUGCACAAUGAACUCUAAGUGUUUUUGAUGAUAUUUGCAUCCAACCUCUUGUUCAUUUUUGUUCCCAUACUCCAGAGAAGCAUUAAAUAGAAGUACAACUCUGUGUUCAGAGUCAUCAACUUGAUUUCCACUAUUGGAUUGGGAUUGUCAUUACUAUUUUUUUCAUAUUUCUUGGCUCUUCUAUUUUUUGGAUGGUAAUAUUAUUUUAAUAUCUUUAACUAGUGUCUUCUUCAUUACUUUUGUUUCCCCUCUGCAAAUCAUCUGGUUAUAUUAAUACAAGAAGUAUCAAUAUAUUAUCAAACUUCUAGUACUAUUCGUGGCCCAUGGGAUUUACCAAAUGUUAAAUAAUAUGAUUGAAA
Paramecium octaurelia is the source of this 1296-nucleotide messenger RNA. Lineage: Eukaryota; Ciliophora; Oligohymenophorea; Peniculida; Parameciidae. The record is from the annotation of a GenBank genome assembly.